GUGGCUGAAAUUUAUAAUACAGAAUAUUCAGUAUCGAUAUUAAAUAAAAAUGAAUGGAAUGUUGAGGUAACUAUCAGAGAAUUAUUGACGCUUUUAAACAAAAAAUGAACUCUGUUUUGUUUGUAGAAUGCAUUGCAAGCUUAUUCUGAUGAACAAACACCACAACAAAUCACAACGACACCAAGACCUGAACACGGAGUUAAUUGUGAUAAACAAGAGACAUUACAACAUUUUCUUAAACAAACUUAUGAAUCAAUUGACAGUCAUCUACCACGUUUAUUUAUUAUUUUACCUGAUAAAAAAAAAUCUGAUUUCAAGUCUAAAAUACCUCAGUUUCGACUUUAUUUCAUGUGUGAAUGUUCAACGAAUGGAACAGAUCUUCACCUAGCUCUUCACGAUGGUUAUAUUAUUCGACAGUCUGAACAAUUCUU
This is a messenger RNA of Didymodactylos carnosus, 431 nucleotides long. Lineage: Eukaryota; Metazoa; Rotifera; Eurotatoria; Philodinida; Philodinidae. The record is from the annotation of a GenBank genome assembly.